UUUUUUUCAUUUUUUAUUUAUGCUAUAUCGAAUGGAAUCCAACUAUGGUGAUGGAGGCGCUGGUUCCGAGUUUAACCCACUAUUAAUACAACUGGCACUAUUAUGUACACUUGUCGGUUCUUGUGUCUCUUUCUUUUCUGUUUGGCUACACUGGAAAAACUAUCGAAAACCAAAUCAACAAAGACAAGUCAUUCGUAUUCUUUGGAUGUAAGUGUGUUAUACCCAAA
Gilbertella persicaria is the source of this 227-nucleotide messenger RNA. RefSeq lists its product as uncharacterized. The transcript has 2 exons. NCBI's taxonomy places the organism in Eukaryota, Fungi, Mucoromycota, Mucoromycetes, Mucorales, Choanephoraceae. The record is from RefSeq and is a predicted model, not a curated record. The coding region runs from base 20 to 211 and encodes 63 amino acids.